CUUUGGUACUGAUAUAUGCAAAGAGCAUAUAAAUUGUAUAACGUAUAUAAACACUACGUUCUACAUGGGAUCUGUCUUGGUGGAAAUAUGGAUUUGCUAAAGCCCACUAACUCCGAUACAAGUUUACCGAAUAAGUCAAAACAACCAAAUACAGCAAGGAUGAAAGGAGUUCAAAAUGAGUUAAAGAUUAUUAGCGUCACAUCCACUCCAUCUCAUUGGGAUUUAAGGCUAAAAUACGGCAAACAAGACAAUAAUGUGCAAGAAUACAAUUUAGAAGCAGAUAUGCAAGAAUAUACUGAAGAAAAUAACCAUUGCCAAGAAUACAGCGAAGAAUAUAACCAUCUUGAAGAAUAUAGUCAAGAAUACACUGAAACUUAUGUGCAAGGUUACACUGAAGAGCAACCAGCUGAGUUAGACACAACAUAUCAACAUAUUGAAGUGAUAAAUGAAAUUAUCGAUGAAUCAGAACCAUAUAAUAAUUUUGUACAAGAAGAAGUGAUCAGUGAUCUUUAUAUUGACGAUGAAAAUGAUUUUAGCAAUGUCACAGAACCAAAAGAUAAUUUUUUCAAUGUCAAUAUUAAAGUUAAAAAAGAGUUUAGAGAUGUUGAAUUAGGUUAUGGUAAAGUUGAUGGAAUUAUGAAGGUUGAUGAAAUUCCAAGGAAUAACAGAGUUGAUAGAACUAAUAUUAAAGUUGAAAAUGAGUUUAGAGAUGUUGAAUUAGGUUAUGGUAAAGUUGAUGGAAUUAUGAAGGUUGAAGAAAUUCCAACGCAUAACAGAGUUGAUGGAAUUCGGAAUCAUUAUGAAAACGUUGAUAAGGUUCUGAAGCAUUUUGAAACAGUUAAAAGCAUACAAAAUGAUGAAGUUGAUGGAUUGAAGGAUGUUGUUAUGAAGAAUGUGAUCUCGCUGGAUGAAUUUGCGAUGUUGAAAUGUACAGUGUGCUUUAAAGCAUUCUGGGGUGAAGAUGCAUACAAUGAGCAUAUGAAGAAACAUACCACUAAGAGGGCCGCUCGUGGUAAAAGAAAAAAGCAAUCCAGUGGUGUUUUAAAAAAUGAUAAACCCCCAUCCAGUAAAUGGGCGAUAGUCAAAGUAAAAAAAGUUCGCCCAAAACGCUUAGCGAGACACAAAGACGAUGAAGAUAAUACAACUAAAUUAAACAGUACUAAAAAUCAUUGUGUAAGUGUAAAUAAUAUUGUUGAUAGUGAUAGUGUUAAGAAUGACAUUGACAGUUCUCAAACUAAUAUUCAUAGUGAUACCAGUGAUAUUAAUUUUGACAGUAGUACUGUUAAAAUUGAAGUUGAUUAUGACGGCAGUAAUAUUGUUGAAGUUGAUAAUGACAGUAGUUAUACCGUUAAAGUUGAGGGUGAUAACGAUGCUAGUGCUGUCAAAGUUGAUGUUGAUAAUGACAGUAGUUAUACUGUCAAAGUUGAGGGUCAUAAUGAUGCUAGUGCUGUCAAAGUUGAUGUUGAUAAUGACGGCAGUGCAGUCAACGAAAACAAAGAUCUACUCAUAGAAAUACUGGGAAAGACAAAAGCGAUAAAACUACGCGAAAAGAACGCCAAAAGAAUGUUUGGAAAUUCUCAAACUAAUAUUCAUAGUGAUACCAGUGAUAUUAAUUUUGACAGUAGUACUGUUAAAAUUGAAGUUGAUUAUGAUGGCAGUAAUAUUGUUGAAGUUGAUAAAGACAGUAGUUAUACCGUCAAAGUUGAGGGUGAUAAUGAUGCUAGUGCUGUCAAAGUUGAUGUCGAUAAUGACAGUAAUUAUACCGUCAAAGUUGAGGGUGAUAAUGAUGCUAGUGCUGUCAAAGUUGAUGUCGAUAAUGACAGUAAUUAUACCGUCAAAGUUGAGGGUGAUAAUGAUACUAGUGCUGUCAAAGUUGAUGUUGAUAAUGACAGCAGUGCAAUCAACGAAAACAAAGAUCUACUCAUAGAAAUACCGGGAAAGACAAAAGUUAUAAAACUACGCGAAAAGAGCACCAAAAGAAUGUUAAAAAAGCGUAUAAUUGUUACAUAUAGAAAAUGUGAUGAAAAUUGUACAAACGACCAGUAUUGUACACAGUCUAAAGAAUGUAGAAAGAAAAAGAGAAUCAAACGAGAUAUCCUACCCUAUGAAUGUAUACACUGUGGUUACAAAUGUAAUAAAAAAAAGAAUUUCGAAACACACAUGCUAACGCAUACCAGAGUGCAGAGAUUCUCUUGUCGCAUAUGCGGAUACAAAUGCGUGCAAAAGAGUCAUUUAGACCAGCAUAUGCGGACACAUUCUAAAACAAAACCUUAUUCUUGUAACUAUUGUGACUACGAAUGCGUUCAACAAAGCCAGUUGGACCAACAUGUUAGAACACAUACACAUGUGAAACCAUUCUCGUGUAACUUCUGUGGUUACUCGUGCACACAGAGGUGUCAUUUAGACCAGCAUAUGCGAAGGCAUACCGGGGCUAGGCCGUUCGCAUGCAUAUUCUGUGACUACAAGAGCGUGCAACGGAGUCACUUGAACAACCAUAUCAUGAAUGUGCAUACAAAUGUACAUGUGUUCACAUGCCGCCAUUGCAGGUAUAGAUGUCUCCAACUGGACAUGCUAGCCAAGCAUAUGAAGACUCAUAGUGUGGACACAGCCUACUAAUAUUAUCCAUCCUACUAAUAACUACACAUACAUGCUAACGCAUACCAGAGUGAAAAUAUUCUGCUGUCGGAUAUGCGGAUACAAAUGCGUGCAAAAGAGUCAUUUAGACCAGCAUAUGCGGACUCAUUCUAGAACAAAACCUUAU
This is a messenger RNA of Maniola jurtina (meadow brown), 2761 nucleotides long. RefSeq lists its product as uncharacterized. The record is from RefSeq and is a predicted model, not a curated record. The transcript has 6 exons. Gene Ontology annotation, cellular component: nucleus. Bases 16 to 2616 code for a protein of 866 amino acids. NCBI's taxonomy places the organism in Eukaryota, Metazoa, Arthropoda, Insecta, Lepidoptera, Nymphalidae.